CGCCCGUCAGUCUCCGCCCGGGGCCGCGCCGGCGGGCCUCCCGGUUCCCUUGCUCACUGCACCGCCUUACUGGCUGCCUCGCCGGCUGCUGGCAGCCCGGGCCAGUCCGAGCCCGAGCUAGCGCCGACUCCGCAAAGCUCGGGGAAGGGGAGGGCCCGACUCGGCCGCCGCUGAGCAUCGCCUGGGUGGGCGGCAGGGCCGCGGCCUCCGCCGGCAGCACCACCUGUCGCGGGUUGAGACUUCGGGUUCCAGGAAAGAUGUUGUCCCGGAUCAGAGUGGUCACCGCCCCUUGCACUCUGGCGUGUCGUCAUUUACAUAUAAAAGAGAAAGGCAAACCACUCAUGUUGAACCCGAGAACAAACAAGGGAAUGGCGUUUACAUUACGAGAACGACAAAUGCUUGGUCUCCAAGGACUUCUACCUCCCAAAAUAGAGACGCAAGAUAUACAAGCCUUACGAUUUCAUAAAAACGUGAAAAAACUGAAUAGUCCUUUGGAAAAAUACAUCUAUAUAAUGGGAAUACAGGAAAGAAAUGAAAAGUUAUUUUAUAGAAUUCUGCAAGACGACAUGGAAAGUCUGCUGCCAAUUGUGUACACUCCAACAGUGGGCCUUGCCUGCUCUCAGUACGGACAUAUCUUUAGAAGACCCAAGGGAUUAUUUAUUUCAAUCUCAGACAGAGGUCAUGUUAGAUCAAUUGUGGAUAACUGGCCAGAAAAUCAUGUUAAGGCCGUCGUAGUGACUGAUGGAGAGAGAAUUCUGGGUCUUGGAGAUCUGGGUGUCUAUGGAAUGGGGAUCCCAGUAGGAAAGCUCUGUUUGUAUACAGCUUGUGCCGGAAUACGACCUGACAGGUGCCUGCCCGUGUGUAUUGAUGUAGGAACUGAUAAUCCAGCACUCUUAAAAGAUCCAUUUUACAUGGGCUUAUAUCAGAAAAGAGAUCGAUCACAACGUUAUGAUGACCUGAUUGACGAGUUUAUGAAAGCCAUUACUGACAGAUAUGGACAGAACACACUUAUUCAGUUUGAAGACUUUGGAAAUCAUAAUGCAUUCAGAUUCUUGAGAAGAUACCGAGAAAAGUACUGCACCUUCAACGAUGAUAUUCAAGGGACGGCCGCGGUAGCCCUGGCCGGUCUGCUCGCCGCCCAGAAAGUGAUCGGGAAGUCAUUCUCAGAACACAAAAUCUUAUUUCUCGGAGCAGGAGAGGCUGCUCUUGGAAUUGCAAACCUCAUAGUUAUGGCUAUGGUGGAAAAUGGGCUCUCCGAAGAGGAGGCACGAAAGAAAAUUUGGAUGGUUGACAAGUUUGGUUUAUUAUUUAAGGAACGGAAAGCUAAAAUCGAGAGCCAUCAGGAGCCAUUUGCUCACUCAGCCCCAGAGUGUAUCCCUGAUGCAUUUGAAGACGCAGUGAAUGUGCUCAAGCCGUCAGCUAUAAUUGGAGUUGCAGGAGCUGGCCGCCUUUUCACUCCCAAUGUAAUCAGAGCCAUGGCUGACAUCAACGAGAGGCCUGUAAUAUUUGCACUGAGCAAUCCUACCGCAAAGGCCGAAUGCACAGCGGAAGAAGCAUACACGCUUACGGAGGGAAGGUGUUUGUUUGCCAGUGGCAGUCCAUUUGAGCCAGUGAAACUCAGUAAUGGGAAAGUAUUUACACCAGGCCAAGGAAACAAUGUAUAUAUUUUUCCAGGUGUGGCUUUAGCUGUUAUUCUCUGUAACACCCGGCAUAUUAGUGACCAUGUUUUCCUAGAAGCUGCAAAGGCACUGGCAAAUCAACUGACAGAUAAAGAGCUAGCUCAAGGGCGACUUUACCCACCACUUGCUGAUAUUCAGGAAGUUUCUAUUAACAUUGCUACUAAGACAGAAGGACGGGAUAGUCCUGUGGUAAUUGCUGAAGGGAAUUCCCAGUUUCAGAGGAAAGCCUUGUGUGGAGUGUUACUAUACCAGACUGACUUAAUACAGAUGGUUUCAGGAAUCUGUAAACCCUCCAUAAUGAUGUGA
Molecule: messenger RNA, 1985 nt
Organism: Suricata suricatta (meerkat)
Lineage: Eukaryota; Metazoa; Chordata; Mammalia; Carnivora; Herpestidae
Gene: ME2
Product: malic enzyme 2
Exons: 16
Coding region: 258-1985 (575 amino acids)
Biological process (GO): malate metabolic process; pyruvate metabolic process
Cellular component (GO): mitochondrion
Molecular function (GO): malate dehydrogenase (decarboxylating) (NADP+) activity; malate dehydrogenase (decarboxylating) (NAD+) activity; NAD binding
Source: RefSeq, a predicted model, not a curated record